AGAGCGAGGCGACGGCUGGGCAACGGGAGCUCGCCGGUUUAAUGGCCGCCAUGUUGGAUGGGAAGUGAAGUGGAAGGAGAGCAGGGAGAGGGAGAAGGGGGAAAAUAACCCACAGAAACUGGCCGCCAGCAACGGAAACUGCUCCUCCGUAGUCGGGAGAGGGCGAUCAGCCAUCGAUCGGGAGAGCGAAGGAAGCGGCGCUGGGGGGGGGGAAAAGUUUAGAUAUUUUGUAUGGUUUUAAAUUUUUCCCCCCUAAUACAAUAAAAAAGGGACAAUGGCGGAUCCGGCAGAGUGCAGUAUAAAAGUGAUGUGCCGUUUCAGGCCGCUGAAUGAGGCGGAAAUCCAACGCGGUGAUAAAUGUAUCUGCAAAUUUCAAGGGGACGAAACGGUGUCGGUCGGGGGCAAGUCCUAUGUGUAUGACCAUGUUUUUCCAUCAAAUGCAACACAAGAACAAGUGUACAAUGCAUGUGCAAAAAAUAUUGUCAAAGAUGUACUUGAUGGAUAUAAUGGUACAAUAUUUGCAUAUGGGCAAACAGCCUCCGGUAAAACUCACACAAUGGAGGGAACACUUCAUGAUCCUGAUUGUAUGGGAAUAAUUCCCAGAAUAGCCCAAGAUAUUUUUAAUUAUAUUUACUCCAUGGAUGAGAAUUUGGAAUUCCACAUCAAGGUUUCAUAUUUUGAAAUAUAUUUGGACAAGAUUAGGGAUCUUUUGGAUGUAUCCAAGACCAAUCUCUCUGUCCAUGAAGAUAAAAAUAGAGUACCUUAUGUGAAGGGUUGCACUGAACGUUUUGUUUGCAGUCCUGAUGAGGUCAUGGAUACAAUUGAUGAAGGAAAAUCCAACAGACAUGUAGCAGUUACAAAUAUGAAUGAGCACAGUUCACGUAGCCACAGUAUCUUUCUUAUUAAUGUCAAACAAGAAAACACUGCAACGGAGCAGAAGCUAAGUGGCAAGCUUUAUUUGGUUGACUUGGCAGGUAGUGAAAAGGUUAGUAAAACUGGAGCAGAAGGUGCAGUUCUAGAUGAAGCCAAGAAUAUCAACAAGUCUUUGUCAGCACUGGGGAAUGUCAUUGCUUCCCUAGCAGAAUCAAGUUCAUAUGUACCAUACCGUGACAGCAAAAUGACGAGGAUUUUGCAGGAUUCGCUGGGUGGUAACUGCAGAACCACAAUAGUUAUUUGCUGCUCUCCAUCAACCUAUAAUGAAGCAGAGACUAAAAGCACAUUGAUGUUUGGUCAAAGAGCCAAGACCAUUAAGAAUACUGUAACAGUUAAUGUUGAGCUAACAGCAGAACAAUGGAAGAAGAAAUACGAGAGAGAAAAGGACAAGAACAAGACCUUGAGAAAUACUAUACAGUGGCUUGAAAAUGAGCUCAAUAGAUGGCGCAAAGGUGAGACUGUACCUCUAGAAGAACAGUAUGACAAAGAGAAAAACAAAGAAGCACUUGAGAUUGUUCUCACUAAUGACAAAAUAGAGGAAACUCCUACUGUCAAACUCACUGAUGCAGAAAAACUGAAGAUGGAUUCAGAAAUUUCUAAACUGUACAAGCAGCUUGAUGAUAAGGAUGAAGAGAUCAACCAGCAAAGCCAGCUGGUGGAAAAACUUAAGCAUCAAAUGUUGGAUCAGGAAGAACUUCUAGCAUCCACCAGACGAGAUCAAGAUAACAUGCAAUCAGAGCUGAAUCGCCUGCAGGCUGAGAAUGAUGCCUCCAAAGAGGAAGUGAAGGAAGUGUUGCAAGCCUUGGAAGAACUUGCAGUAAACUAUGACCAGAAAUCACAAGAAGUUGAGGACAAAACAAGGGAAUUUGAGUUACUAAGUGAUGAACUGGGUCAAAAAUCGGCUACAUUGACGUCAAUUGAUGCUGAGUUGCAAAAACUGAAGGAAAUGACCAAUCAUCAGAAAAAACGAGUGACUGAAAUGAUGACAUCAUUGUUAAAGGAUCUUGCAGAAAUUGGAAUUGCAGUUGGAAACAAUGAUGUUAAGCCUGAAGGAAGUGGCCUUCUGGAUGAGGAAUUUACAGUGGCACGGCUGUACAUUAGUAAAAUGAAAUCUGAAGUGAAGACCAUGGUAAAACGCUGCAAGCAGUUGGAGAGUACGCAAGUUGAUAGUAACCAGAAAUUAGAAGAGAAUGAAAAGGAACUGGCAGCUUGUCAACUUCGCAUCUCUCAGCAUGAAGCAAAGAUCAAGUCACUCACGGAAUACCUGCAAAAUGUUGAGCACAAAAAGCGGCAUCUAGAAGAAUCUGUUGAUUCACUGAAUGAAGAUCUGGUCAAGCUUCAAGCACAAGAAAAAGUACAUGAAAUGGAAAAGGAGCACUUGAACAAAGUACAGACUGCAAAUGAAGUGAAGCAAGCUGUAGAGCAACAAAUGCAGAGCCACCGUGAGGCGCACCAAAAACAGAUCAGCAGUCUAAGGGAUGAGAUUGAAAAGAAGGAGAAGCUCAUCACCGACCUUCAAGACCAAAAUCAGAAAAUGAUGCUGGAGCAGGAGCGGCUACAUGUAGAACAUGAAAAGCUAAAAACUGUGGAUCAGGAAAAAAGCCGUAAAUUACAUGAAUUAACCAUUAUGCAGGAUCGGCGAGAGCAAGCAAGGCAGGACCUCAAAGGACUGGAAGAGACUGUGGCAAAAGAGCUCCAGACACUCCAUAAUCUCAGGAAGCUGUUUGUUCAAGAUUUGGCCACUAGAGUCAAAAAGAGUGCUGAAAUGGAUUCUGAUGAUACUGGUGGUAGUGCUGCACAGAAGCAAAAGAUCUCCUUUCUUGAGAACAACCUUGAACAGCUCACUAAGGUUCACAAACAGUUGGUACGAGAUAAUGCAGAUCUUCGUUGUGAGCUUCCAAAACUGGAGAAACGACUGAGAGCUACAGCUGAAAGAGUCAAGGCUUUGGAGUCCGCAUUAAAGGAAGCGAAAGAGAAUGCAGCUCGAGAUCGCAAACGUUACCAGCAGGAAGUGGAUCGCAUCAAGGAAGCUGUUCGAGCAAAGAACAUGGCAAGGAGAGUACAUUCUGCACAGAUUGCUAAACCCAUCCGUCCUGGUCAACCACCCAUGGCAUCUCCAACUCAUCCAAGUGCAAUUCGUGGAGGAGGUGGAUUCUUCCAGAACAGCCAAGCAGUCGCAGUACGUGGAGGUGGCGGUGGCGUAAAAUCAGAUAAGUUUGUCCCUGGAGGGAUGGUUAAUAAUGCUGAAAUUGGAGACAUUGGCUUCUUGCCUUCAACUGUUAAAGCUGCUAAAGCAACAACAUAAUCAAAGAGAAGCAGAUAUCAUCCAAACACCCCAUCAUUCCAAGGCAGUGUGAACUCUGCAACUUAGACUUUUCACAGGAUUAUUUUUGGAAAAAUUGGAAAAAAAACUGGCCUGUACAGUUACAUCCUUGCAAAAUAAGAGUGCAAUGUAGGCAUCUUGCAAAUACUACAUGUGAUUUAAUGUGUAGCUUCAUUGCACAGUACGUUGUCAUUCAUGUCUUAAAUUUAGUCUGCACUGUGCCAAGUUGAAUGUACGUUGUUGCAGGAAAACUUUAGCAGAAGCGUUGAAGCCUAAUUUGUGUACAUUUCAUUGUUUUAGGAUUUGUGAAACAAUGUCGCCAAGUAGAUUUGAUAAGCUUGUUUUACAGUGGAAAAAUGAUUUGGAGGAACCCAGCUAUAACCCUUGUGUAAAUUAAGAUAGUACUUGAAGUUUUUCUUGAAAUGAGAUUUUUAUCUUGGUUUAAGAUGAAGAGGAGUAGUACAAUUUGAAUACUGAAGGUGCAUUUAUGACUAUGUGGUUAGAGCAGAGAGCUAGGAUAGUACAGGAAAAAAAAGCUGCUAAUAAAAUACUGGAAUGUUUGAGAUUGUUUAACAUGAAUAUAUUGCAUUGUCUGACUAAGGUUUUGGGAAGAACAGAUUAAACUAUGCUGAAAAUGUAUUGCUGACCAUAAAUGUAAAAGGAAACAGUUAAAAGGCAUUAUAUUUGGAGGUGGAAGGAACUUGCAGCUGCAUGUCCUGUCCAGAUUCUUUGUCUUUUUUUUAUGGUGAACUAGGGGUCAGUGUUUCACUACUGGCUUUACUAUACGUAUAAUAAAAUAACAUUAAAAAGAGCAUUUGAGUUUAAAAAAAAGUUGCACUUGUUCUGGUUGUAUAAUUGGUUUCAGUUGAAGUGCAAAAUUUAAAAACAAUUUUGAAUGGCAAUUGUUAAUCACUUUUUUCAAUGCUUAUACAUCUUGCUCAUAUCUAAUGUUUUCUUUUUAAAUGCUUGGUACGUGCUAUUGAUCACCAGACUCAGUGGUAGCCAUUAACAUGCAGCAUGUAGAAAAAAGUCACAAAUGGAAAACCUGUGCAAAUUUGCAGUACCAUUUUACCAUAAUUGGUUCUUUGUAGGUAAGUUCUAAAUGUUAAUACCAUGACGAACUCUAAUGGCACAAAAUGCUUGUGUUGACUCUGUCUAGGUUGAAUUAAACUAAAGUUUAUCCUAAGGAAUAACUCAGACUCUACCAUUAUGCUUACACAGUUAUGGCACUUGCAGAAUAAAAUGGUAGUUUUUAACCUAAGUCAAAAAGGAAGGAAUAACUUAAACGGUGCACAAAGUUGCAUAACUGUGAGAAUCAAUUAUUGGAAUAAAUAAGAAAGCAGUAUGAGGUGAUCAACACAAUUUCACUGAAGUGUCCCCAAGGACGACUCAACUGGGCAUAAAUGUUGUUGAGAUGUAUCUUAAAAUGGUACAUGUUUUUAAAAAAAAGCCUCAAUCCUGCAUGUAAUAUUUGUAAUUUCACAAAUAUACAUGUCUCUGUUUGCCAAUUCAAAUAGGAUUGUGUCAUGAUAUUGUGCACAGCUUCUUGGCAAAAGGCUGUUUAUCCUGAACUCAAUGGAUUAAAGCUUUAUAUCAAUGUUAAUGGCCUUGUCUAUCGGAUACUUAAAUAAUUUCAUUUGUAUACAAAGGAAAAUGCACUUUUCAAGAAAGUGGUCAAUUUGGCAGAUAGUGCAACUUAAAUAAAUGACUAAACCAAGACUCAUGAUGUAUCUUUUUAAAAACACAUGGUGAUUAUUAUUUUUGGCACUGUGUACUGUAUUUCUGUCUCUCUAUUUUAUAGCUUUUUUUAAACUUUGCAGUUGCUGGAAGCUCACCAACAAAUCAGCCAGUAAAGCAACUGAGAGGUAAACAGUACAAACAUGUUUCAAGCACGAGUGAAGGUCAAUUUGUAUCUAGGGCCUUUUCGUUUCAGGGUAUUUGACAUUCUAAACACUGAUCAGCCAGUCAGUGUAUCUAGACAAAAAUUUCUAUAAGUGCUGUAUUUAUAAUAAACAUCUUUAAAUCUUAUUACCUUUAUUCCUAAGAACAAUAUCACCAUGUGCUUUUUUUAAUUAGAAGUAUUUGGACCAUAAUAAGACUAUGCUCAUUGUCCAAGACAGAACUUAAUAACUGUUUUUGUAAUUUUGUCUCAUCAAUAUUGUAAAUCUCCUGAUUUUUGCAUAUUUGUGUAUGGCUUUCUGUUCAGAUAGGAGGAUCUGUAUAUUAGGUCUAACACUCAGAAUUGGUUGAUAGGUGCAGUCACUGCCUAAGAGACAUUACUAGUUUAAGGGCCAAUAGUUCAAUAUUGCAAUCUUUGUGAAUUUCCAAUUUGUGACAUCUGUAUCAAAGUUGCCAUUGCAAAUCAUCUGGACAGGGCUGUGAGCUGGAUGUUGAAUACAAAUUUAUUAUUUGUUGAAUAGUAACUGCCUCGCUGUCCUGAUUGCAUUGCAGUGUACUCUUCAAGUGCUUAUUGUAAGCUUGUUCCUCACAUCUUGUAGAAAUAAUCGAGUUUAUGCUUUAAAACCAUUUGAAUAAAAACCUAGUAUUUAUUCAUGGUGAUCAACUAAAUUAUUUGCAUUAUUUAAACAAUGCUAAAGAAAUUACUGUAAUAGUUCUAAAUUUGACAUGAGAUGACACUAAGGUAUCCGCCUGUGGAAUAUGGUGCAGAAUAAGUCGGACAGCAGAAGGCGCAUAAAAUUCUGUUUUGGUUAAGCCAUCAUUUAGUUUUGACUGACUGCAUGCUGUAAAUGUAUUUGUGUUUAAAUAAAUAUGACUUUUGUCUGGGAA
Molecule: messenger RNA, 6043 nt
Organism: Pristis pectinata (smalltooth sawfish)
Lineage: Eukaryota; Metazoa; Chordata; Chondrichthyes; Rhinopristiformes; Pristidae
Product: kinesin-1 heavy chain
Exons: 27
Coding region: 275-3238 (987 amino acids)
Biological process (GO): microtubule-based movement
Molecular function (GO): microtubule motor activity; ATP binding; microtubule binding
Source: RefSeq, a predicted model, not a curated record